AUGAAGCAGCGUACCCAGGAGGUGCACGUCGCCGGCCGCACCGCGCUCGCCACCGUGACCUCGAACCCCGGGGUCGUGCGCCGGUGGGUGUACACGACGCGGUGGCGCAGCCGACGCCGCCUCUGCUCCGGUGCCGGGCUCACCGUUGGCAUGGGCGUGCAGUGGACCCCGCCCUUCCGCCGCCUGCCCGACGGCGCCGAGCCGCGGCCGGCCACGCUGCAGCUCUGCAGCGGGCGCCGGUGCCUCGUGUUCCAAAUUGGGCGCGCCGGCGUGGGCCGCGUCCCUCUGGUCCUCCGGCGCUUCCUGGAGGACGCGCGCGUGGAUUUCUUCGGGUACAACGUCCUGUCCGACUGCCGCAAGCUGAGCGCCCACUACGGCCUGCGGGUGGCGUGCCCGCGAGAGCUGCGCCUGGUGACGGGCAUGGGGAACGCAUCGAUGGAGAGCAUGGCGGAGCAGGUCCUCGGGUGGCGCGGGGUGAAGAAAGCGCAGCGGGUGGCCGUCGGCAACUGGGACGUCAGCACGCUGUCGAAGAAGCAGGUGAGGUACGCGGCCACCGACGCCUUCGUCUCGUAUUGCCUCGGCGCCAAGUGUUUGAAGUAA
Triticum turgidum subsp. durum (durum wheat) is the source of this 600-nucleotide messenger RNA. NCBI's taxonomy places the organism in Eukaryota, Viridiplantae, Streptophyta, Magnoliopsida, Poales, Poaceae. The record is from the annotation of a GenBank genome assembly.